AUGCACGCUCUUAUCAUCGGUGGAAGCGGCCGUACUGGCAAGCUCGUGGUCGAGGAACUUUUGAAAAGAGAACAUAGGGUGACUGCUCUCAUUCGCAAUCCAACAUCGAUGAAAGAUUUCGGAAGGAUUGAUGUUGUCAAAGGUAUCUCCUUCCUCAGUGUUCAACUGCACUCCCUUCGAUCACCCACCGAGCUCGCAGACGUCAGACAAGCCUUUGCGCAUCGCGUGCCAGACGUAGUCGUGGUCACGCUGAAUUCCCCCCGCGCAUCAGAAAGCCCAUUUGCAGCACCGGUCUCGCCCCCCAGACUCAUGGCCGACAGCAACGCCAACGUGGUCACGGCAAUGAAAGAAUUCGGCGUCAAGAAGGUGGUCAUCAUGCAGGCCUUUGGAGUGGGCGCCUCAUGGCCGAACAUGGCGUGUCUGCUUCGUGUUCUAAUGAGUAAGACCAAUAUGAGCUAUACGUAUGACGAUCACAAUAUGACUGAUCAGGAGGUUCGAGAGAGUGGUGUCACCUAUGUCAUGGUUCGGCCUUCGCGUCUGGUGGAGACGGAGAUUGAAACGGUCAAGGAGUGGCCGGAGAAUGGCAAGGGAGUGCCUAUGAUGGCAAGCACGAGUCGCAAGAGCGUUGCGCGAUUCUUGGUGGAUGCCGCGGAGACUUCUCGAUGGGAUAAUACCGCACCCGUGAUCUCAAACUGA
Messenger RNA from Penicillium diatomitis, 696 nucleotides. RefSeq lists its product as uncharacterized. NCBI's taxonomy places the organism in Eukaryota, Fungi, Ascomycota, Eurotiomycetes, Eurotiales, Aspergillaceae. The transcript is spliced from 3 exons. The record is from RefSeq and is a predicted model, not a curated record. Bases 1 to 696 code for a protein of 231 amino acids.